Messenger RNA from Drosophila ficusphila, 1669 nucleotides. It is a transcript of the gene sau, whose product is annotated as Golgi phosphoprotein 3 homolog sauron. The record is from RefSeq and is a predicted model, not a curated record. Gene Ontology annotation, biological process: retrograde vesicle-mediated transport, Golgi to endoplasmic reticulum; Golgi organization; Golgi to plasma membrane protein transport. Gene Ontology annotation, cellular component: trans-Golgi network; Golgi cisterna; cytosol. Gene Ontology annotation, molecular function: phosphatidylinositol-4-phosphate binding. NCBI's taxonomy places the organism in Eukaryota, Metazoa, Arthropoda, Insecta, Diptera, Drosophilidae. The transcript has 5 exons. The coding region runs from base 520 to 1404 and encodes 294 amino acids.
UCGCGUCAUUUUCCAACACUUAGUCUGGAAAAAUGUCACGUCGAAACGUCGAAAGCAACGACAAAAGACACAAAUAAUAAAGAAAAGCUUAUUUUGCGCAGGCAUUCGUACAUUUCCAGUUACCGCAAGGCCAUGCAAUCGCAUUCUUAGUUCGUGCAACCAAAUUGUGAGAUAAAUUGUCGAGUUUCCAAACGCAAAUACCCCAAGUAACAACAACGAAACGCAGUUUAUAGGGCUACUGCAUUUUUGCAAGCGUGUAAAAAGUGCGAGUGUGCAAGAAAAGAAUACAAAAUAAAGAGGGGCGCAAAAAAGCAGCGAAAACAACAACACACAAUAACACAAAACACAAAAGUGAACACCCGCACACUCACACACACCCAUACAACUCCAACGUCGAGUCAGCAAAUUGUGCCACACAUACAAAACGAAGAAAGAGGAAGAAGAGUAGCAAAAAAGAGGUGCCUUUACAUCUCCAAAAACACCAUCAACGAAAUCUCUCCGAAUUUCCAAAACUACGGAAUGAAUCGCUCUGACGGUUUGGUAAGGCGCUCGGUGAAACCCCGGGAAAAUGGAGGCGCGGAGGGUGGGCUCAAUGCGAAUACGCCGGACGACAAUCAGGAUGCGAUGGAUGGCCUCAAGGACCAGGAGGACAAUAUCGACGACGGCGAUUCGAAGGAAACACGACUUACGCUCAUGGAGGAAGUCCUGCUGCUGGGCCUAAAGGACAAGGAGGGCUACACAUCGUUCUGGAACGACUGCAUAUCAAGCGGUUUGCGCGGAUGCAUUCUCAUAGAACUUGGACUACGAGGUCGCGUGAUGAUCGAGAAGUCUGGAAUGCGGCGACGUGGCCUAUGUACAAGAAAAUUGAUACUGAAAUCGGACCAGCAGACCGGCGAUGUUCUACUCGACGAGGCCCUUAAACACAUUAAGGAAACAGAUCCCCCAGAGACGGUGCAGAGCUGGAUUGAAUAUCUCAGUGGUGAAACUUGGAAUCCGUUGAAAUUGCGCUAUCAGCUGAAAAAUGUACGAGAACGUCUGGCCAAGAAUCUGGUGGAGAAGGGUGUGCUCACAACGGAAAAGCAAAAUUUUCUACUCUUCGAUAUGACGACACAUCCGCUGAGCGAUAAUGUUGUCAAAUGCCGUCUGGUUAAGAAGAUUCAAGACUCUGUGCUCUCGAAGUGGGUGAACGAUCCCCAGCGCAUGGACAAGCGGAUGUUGGCGCUCAUCUUUCUGGCGCACGCCAGCGAUGUGAUCGAGAACGCCUUUGCGCCUUUGAACGAUGACGACUACGAGGUGGCCAUGAAGCGGGUGCGAGAGCUGCUGGAUCUCGACUUCGAAACGGAGGCAGCCAAGCCGAAUGCGAAUGAGAUCCUGUGGGCUGUGUUCAUGGCGUUUACGAAAUAGACGAUCCUCUGAACCUCUACGCUCCUCUCAAUAGCACACACACACCCCCCAAACAAAAAUACACACCUACAUCUGGAUUACAUUUUGCUGCUUUUGUUUUAAAAACUUUGCUGUGAGUGGAACCGAAUCGGGCGAUAGGAUUUUCUUAAAUGGCAACCACCCCAAAUAUCAGUUUCAAUAAUAUAUUUUUUAAGCGAGACGAUUAAGCAGCCAUAAAGCCUAUAUAAAUAUAUAUGUUUAAAGAAACUGCAAUAGUAUCAAUCAA